GAUCUUGACAUAGUAUUGGAAAGUAAAGAGAAACAGAGACCUGGUAGUGAUACACCAGAAUCGCACGGGGGCAAACGACCGUUUGAAUGUCAACUUUGUCAGAAAACGUUUGGCCACGCAAUGAGCCUGUAUCAACACGAGACUAUUCACUGCCCUGACCGACAUUUCCAGUGUCACGAAUGUGGUAAAAUGUUCAAACGUUCAUCUACCCUGAGCACCCAUCUGCUGAUCCACAGUGAUACUCGACCCUAUCCGUGUCAGUAUUGUGGGAAGCGGUUCCAUCAAAAAUCUGAUAUGAAGAAACACACGUACACGCACACUGGUAAGUACUUGUUGGUCGUGUGUCUGAGUGCUUCUCCAUCGCCGCCCGACUUCUUCAAACCUUACGUAUGUCUUCAGUGUGGCAAAGCAUUCAGUCAGUCAUCCAACUUGAUCACACACUCGCGGAAGCAUACCGGAUUUAAACCGUUCUCUUGUGUCCACUGCAUGCGAGCGUUCCAACGCAAAGUGGAUCUGCGAAGACAUAUCGAGACACAACACGAUCUCAGCUCGACUGACUGCUCACGGAGGACCACAGAGGCGGGUGUUGCUGGUGCAGACCUAAACGAUUCGGGUGUCGUGCCUUUCAGAUUGGAACUGUCCACACAACUCACACCCAAUUCGGAACAGACGACACACAGUUCGACGAACGUGAAACACACUAUGAAUUCCACUCUGUCCUCCAGUACCGAGGAGAACGAGGCAGUACGAUUGACUGACGAACCAAAACAAUCGGGGACUGGGACCGGGGAACACAACGGGCAGAAUUGUAAAUCCAAGCCAUUACCCUAUUCUGUGGAACUGCUACUUGGACCAUCAAAAUUCCAUUCGAAUGACUAUGUUUGA
Messenger RNA from Echinostoma caproni, 885 nucleotides. The record is from the annotation of a GenBank genome assembly. NCBI's taxonomy places the organism in Eukaryota, Metazoa, Platyhelminthes, Trematoda, Plagiorchiida, Echinostomatidae.